AUGUACUUUUUUCAGGAGGACCCCAAUGAUAUCGACCCCAAAAGGAAAGAUGUGCAUGGCAGUGAUGGAGAGGACAAAGCACAGAGUGUGGAGACACUACCUCCAGGAAAGGUUCGGUGGCAAGACUUUGAUCAAGAUGCCUACGUUGGCGCUACCGUGGUGCGGUCUGGGCAGGAUCCCUACGCCCGCAACAAGUUCAAUCAGGUAGAAAGCGACAAACUGCGAAUGGACCGGAGCAUCCCCGACACGAGGCAUGACCAGUGUCAGCGGAAACAAUGGCGGAUAGAUUUGCCAGCCACUAGUGUGGUGAUCACCUUCCAUAAUGAGGCAAGAUCUGCGUUGCUUCGAACUGUUGUCAGUGUCCUUAAAAAAAGUCCAUCACAUCUUAUUAAGGAAAUCAUACUAGUGGAUGACUACAGUAACGAUCCUGAGGAUGGUGCUCUCCUGGGAAAAAUUGAAAAAGUGCGGGUUCUUCGAAAUGAUCGCCGAGAAGGCUUGAUGCGCUCCCGUGUGAGAGGGGCAGAUGCAGCACAAGCAAAGGUGCUGACCUUCCUGGAUAGUCACUGUGAAUGCAAUGCACUUGAAAGAGUGGCUGAGGACAAGACCAGAGUUGUGUCUCCUAUUAUUGAUGUAAUUAAUAUGGACAACUUCCAGUACGUGGGGGCGUCAGCUGAUUUAAAAGGCGGCUUUGAUUGGAACCUGGUCUUCAAAUGGGAUUACAUGACACCAGAGCAAAGAAGAGCACGACAGGGAAAUCCUGUUGCUCCCAUAAAGACACCUAUGAUAGCUGGUGGAUUAUUUGUGAUGGACAAAUCCUAUUUUGAAGAACUAGGGAAGUAUGACAUGAUGAUGGACGUUUGGGGUGGAGAAAAUCUAGAGAUAUCAUUCAGAGUUUGGCAGUGUGGUGGGAGCCUAGAAAUCAUCCCUUGCAGCAGAGUGGGUCACGUAUUCCGCAAACAGCAUCCUUACACCUUUCCUGGUGGGAGUGGUACCGUGUUUGCAAGAAAUACACGCAGGGCAGCAGAAGUCUGGAUGGAUGAAUACAAAAAUUUCUAUUAUGCAGCAGUGCCUUCAGCCAGGAAUGUACCUUAUGGCAAUAUUCAAAGCCGAAUGGAACUCAGAAAGAGACUUAGCUGCAAGCCCUUCAAGUGGUAUCUUGAAAAUGUUUAUCCUGAGUUACGGGUACCUGAUCAUCAAGAUAUAGCUUUUGGGGCUUUGCAGCAGGGUACCAAUUGCCUUGACACGUUGGGCCAUUUUGCAGAUGGUGUUGUUGGAGUUUAUGAAUGUCAUAACGCCGGGGGAAACCAGGAAUGGGCCUUAACAAAGGACAAGUCGGUGAAACAUAUGGAUUUGUGCCUUACUGUUGUGGACAGAGCACCUGGUUCACUAAUAAAACUUCAGGGUUGUAGGCAAUACGACAGCAGACAGAAAUGGGAACAGAUUGAAAGCAAUUCUAAACUGAGGCACGUUGGCAGCAACCUCUGUCUGGACAGCCGAAAUGCCAAAAAUGGUGGUCUUACCGUUGAGAUCUGCAGUCCCUCUUUGUCACAACAGUGGAAAUUCACACUUAACCUGCAGCAGUAGAAGGACUCACAAGCAAAAUGCUGUUCCCAUUCAUAGACGUUGGGCAAAGUUUUGAUUGAAUUACUGAUGUAUUUCUUAAAACUUUCCACGGAACUUAUAUACCUCAGUAUUCCACCUUUUAUCUGAAAGUAGGAGAGCGCUGAAGCAGACACCAGGGACCCAGGGGACUUGGAGCACUGCAAAGAUGUCACUGAACAUGACUGCAGCACAAUUCCUUCUUGAUGUGAAGACUUCAACGGUUCCUUUCUGUCUUCGGUUAUGUACUUGCACAGCAGAUAAUUAACUCUAGGAACAACUGAUGUAUGAUAAAAAAAGGAUCUGAAGAAACACCUGUGGGGAACAGGGUGUGGGAGGGAGGGAGGGUGGGAAAAAUUACUAGGAGAACGUCAUUUGAAAACUCCAUUUGCAUAGAAAUCACGGUUUGUCAUUUCCAGAAUCAGAAGUGUCAUUUUGAAGGUUUUUUUCUCCUGUGUGUACUUGGUAAUUUGAAUAAGAACUUUUCUAUGAUGGACUCUAAAUAUGACU
Molecule: messenger RNA, 2109 nt
Organism: Merops nubicus (carmine bee-eater)
Lineage: Eukaryota; Metazoa; Chordata; Aves; Coraciiformes; Meropidae
Gene: GALNT2
Product: polypeptide N-acetylgalactosaminyltransferase 2
Cellular component (GO): Golgi apparatus
Source: RefSeq, a predicted model, not a curated record